Solanum dulcamara is the source of this 1019-nucleotide messenger RNA. RefSeq names its product heat shock 22 kDa protein, mitochondrial-like. NCBI's taxonomy places the organism in Eukaryota, Viridiplantae, Streptophyta, Magnoliopsida, Solanales, Solanaceae. The record is from RefSeq and is a predicted model, not a curated record. The transcript is spliced from 2 exons. Bases 130 to 714 code for a protein of 194 amino acids.
GUUCAGUUACAUUAAGACCGUAAAAAUUGGGGAAGCUGGCUUGAAGGUCAAGACAAAUCUCAAUACAAAACUCUGUUUUCUACCUGGACGAAAAGAAUACUGCAAAAACUCUAUUCUGCUGCAACAGCAAUGGCGUUUCGUAGUGCUUUACGGAGCAUGAGCUCUUCAUCAGUUCUGUUCAACUUCCUCAACAGUGCUCCUUCUUAUCGAGGACUUACUGGUUCGUUUGCUUUGUCAACUUCUCGUUUCUUAAGCUACGCGGGUAGUGUUCCCGUUGUGCAUUCCAAUGAAGAAAGCUUUACGAUCAAUGCCUGUGGAGGUACCUUUGUCCGAUCUGAGCAGUUCCCUAUUCAACGCGGUGUAUGUGAUAUAUACAUGGAAAACCCGUUUCAAAUUUCUGGACCCCGAGGGGCAUACGAGGCGAAGAAUAUGGAAGAGGGAAUGUACGUGAGAAUGGAAAUGCCGGGUAUAGAUAAAGAAGAUGUGAAGGUGUUGAUUGUAUAUGGGAAUAUCACCAUAAAGGGUGAAGGAAAGAAGGAAUCUACGCAUGAGGACAGCGGGAGAACCUACAGUGCCAACAUUGAGAUCAGUUCGGAUUCGUAUCAGCCUCAGUUUGUGCAAGUAAAUAUGAAGAAUGGUGUUCUUAGGAUGCUAAUCCCCAAGUUUAAGAAUCCUCAGGAGGUGACUGGCUCUCAUGAGAUAAAAGUUAAGUAAGUUUGCUUUGGAAUAUCAUGUCAUUGAUCUCAUUAGGUGAAAUAGUGAACUAUAGAUUUGCACAAGAUUAUCGAAUUACUUGUGUACAGAUAUCUCCUUAGAUGUUUCGUUGGAAAAAUAAAGCGAUGUCGACUCAUCAUGAAUUUUGAGCAAGUCUAUGGAUUUUAUGAUAUCAAUUGCUCUUUUAGCUUGAUUUUUGACGUGCUAAUUAGAAUUCCCAUGAGUAUUGUGAUGUUAUAUGCUAUUGAUUAUGUUGUUUUGGAAUUUUCUGUCAUCUAGCAUUUUUGAGUAUUUGAGGUACGCAG